GCCGCUGCGUAGGUCUGAGGGAGGAGGCACUCUGCCAGUGACGCCGCAGGUCCCGGGGGCUGCCCCGGGGUGGCUGACGCCGUCUGGGGGCGUUCCUGGGAGCCGGGGGCCCUCGAGGUUAGACCCGAAGCCCCGGGAGGAGCCGGCCGGCGGCCACGUGACCAACCGCGGCGGGGCCGGCGGCCCAGAAAUAGCCUCGGCGGCGGUCCCGCCCGCGGGCUGCAGCGAGCGAAAGGCGGAGACUGGAGGCCGCUGGCUGGGCGCGGGCGCGGCGCGGCCCCGUCCCCGGAGGAUGCUGAGCCCCUGCCCGGUCCGGCCCCGAGCACAUGAUGGCGAUACGGGAGCUCAAAGUGUGUCUUCUCGGGGAUACCGGGGUUGGGAAAUCAAGCAUCGUGUGUCGAUUUGUCCAGGAUCACUUUGACCACAACAUCAGCCCGACCAUUGGGGCAUCUUUUAUGACCAAAACCGUGCCUUGUGGAAAUGAGCUUCAUAAGUUCCUCAUCUGGGACACUGCUGGGCAGGAACGGUUUCAUUCACUGGCUCCCAUGUACUAUCGUGGAUCUGCUGCAGCUGUCAUAGUAUAUGAUAUUACCAAACAGGAUUCAUUCCAUACCCUGAAGAAAUGGGUGAAAGAACUGAAGGAGCAUGGUCCAGAAAACAUUGUAAUGGCUAUUGCUGGAAACAAGUGUGAUCUCUCAGAUAUUAGGGAAGUUCCCUUGAAGGAUGCUAAGGAAUAUGCCGAAUCCAUAGGUGCUGUCGUGGUUGAAACAAGUGCAAAAAAUGCUAUUAAUAUUGAAGAGCUCUUUCAAGGAAUCAGUGUUUGACUUCCAAACUGUGGUCUGGCCUGGCUUCCUUCAGGAGAUGGGAACUUGUUUGUCAUCUGCCAGGAGGGUGCACACAUGGGUGCCCCGCUCCAGGUGCCGACGCCCUGUUGGGUCCUCGCAGAACCUCCUCCACCUGGUCACCUGUCGCUGCCCGCCCUGCAGUCCCUCGGUGGCUCAGACUUCAAAUGUGAGAGUCUGUGUCAACUUCCCCUAGGUGUUUGUCAAACGAUGGAAAUUCUAUUCCUGGAAUUUCUUAAACCUUUUUAACCCUCUUUCCCCUCUCCGAGUGUAGGCUUUUGAUAUAUUCUCUCUUAACUAUUGCGAUGGCUCCUUAGCAGAUCUCUGAGGUCUGUCUUUGGCCCACAAGUCUGUCGUUGAGAUGCUGAAUCGCCUAAAGUACAGAUCAGAUUAUGGCAUCUCCUCAAAACUUUCUGUGACGCAACUGCAAAUGCAAUGAAAUUCCGAGUCUAAGACAUGUGCUGAAAUAUCCCUCUCAUUUGGACCUGGCCUCUGUCUCUCCCCAGCAUAGGCUGGGGCCCGCCCCCUCCCGCCUCACCACAUGGUUGCACCGUGGCUCUCCUCCGCCCUGGAAGGCCAUCCCUAUCUGCUCCUCUCUCCUGGCUUCUAGGAGCUUUCUCAUGUCUUCCCCGGGGGAGUAACAGCCCUUCUUCUAAUCUCUGUAGAGUUUGGGGUAGCAGGUUAGCCCGUAAGUUAAAGUCAAACAAUGUUUACCCUAGGUAGUACAUUUUUCACUCAAUACGAUGAGUCUAGAAUUAAAUUGUCAUUUUAAUGCUCUAUACUCAGUUAAUUAGGUAUUACCUCAGAAGAUCAAGAAAGAAGAGAAACUCAAUGGAAUACUACGCAGCCAUCAAAAAAUUGAAAUCUUGCCAUUUGCAACGAUGUGGACGGAGCUAGAGGGUAUUAUGCUGAGCGAAAGAAGUCAAUCAGAGAAAGACAUGUAUCAUAUGAUCUCACUCAUAUGUGGAAUUUAAGAAACAAAACAGAGGAUCAUAGGGGAAGGGAAGGAAAAAUAAAAUAAGAGACUUAUUUUAUUUAUUAUUAAGAGACUCUUAACUCUAGGGAACAAACUGAGGGUUGGUGGAGGGGAGGAGGGUGGGGGGAUGGGGUAACUGGGUGAUGGUCAUUAAGGAAGGCACGUGGUGUAAUUAGCACUGGGUGUUAUACGCAACUGAUGAAUCACUGAACUCUACCUCUGAAACCAAUGAUACACUAUAUGUUAAUUAAUUGAAUUUAAAUAAGAUUUUUAAAAAUUAAAAAAAAAAGAAAGAAGAGAAACUCACAGGCAAGUUUUCCUUGAGUGUUUGGUACAUUGCACACCAGGCCAAAGACUGGAGAGGCCAAGGAAAUCUCUCUUAUCUUUAAGAAGCUUACACAUGGAUUAAGCAGGAUUUAUGGAUUUGUGCCAUGUGACAUCAUUUCAGUCAAUGUAUGGUGUUGACAGGAAAGGCUGGGUGGCCAGGAUGAAGUGUGGGGGUGUGACAUUUUAAUUCUUUUUUGGUUUAAACACUUACUUUCCGGGUUUUGAUUUUGUACCUGGUAUGGAUGGUUUGGAAAAGUCUUGCAGGAAUAGUUUCUUUUACCACUCUCCUGUUUCUUUAUUCAGAGGUCAAGGUAGGGGUGGUGGUCUGCCAGAUCCUAAUAAAGAUAAUGUUAGCAAAAAAUUUUUUUAAGUUAACUUUUUUCAUGUAAACCUUCUUCAAUGGCUUCUUAUUAUACAUGCUGUAAUCCAUUCAUGCCUUUAUCCAUCCAGUCACUAAGUGGUCAUGGAAUGCCACACUCACUUAUGGUGAGGAUGAGCUUGGGUCCUUCCCAGGAAGGUCAGUGUUGUGACCCUGAGCAUCAAAGCCACAAUUCACGUGCCAAGAGAUGUUCAAUGGGAACUGUUGCUUUGCUCUGCCUCACUGUGGGUGCUAUUUAUCCAGCUACACUCUGGAGUCUGCUAACCUGGUUGUCUUUAGCAGGUGGGUAUUGGGAGAGUCAAGGAACCAAGGGCAAAGAGCAAAGUCCUUGCACUAGGAGUGAGGAGCUGGGUCAUGUGCAUUUUUAAAAUUUCUGUAGCAACCUAUAGAUAUUAAAACCAUCAAACUGACAACUCACCUGAAUCUUACCAAAGCAUCUCCAAACAGACUUUUCUAGUAAAUAUUCACACAGGAGAGCUUUAAAUGUUAUACCAGGAGUCUUUCCAAUGACAAAAAUGUUGAUUAAAUAUUAGGACAAAGGGACUGAGUAAAGUCAAUAGUCUACUCUUUCUUGAGCAAAACAUAGAUAUCACUGUGCCUAGAGCUGAUGAGGAAUGAAUGAGGUACAAGGGCGUGAGAUCCCUACCUUAGAUAAAAUACUGAUUGUUCAUGACAAAUCCUCCAUGUGACAGUCAUUUGGAGGUAGAAAAGAAAAGCAUUCACUUGGAAUUUAAAAGAAAAAAAAGUUCUUUCCCAUUAAAAAUGUCCAUUCUUGACUUUUUGGGUAAUCUAGAAAAAUAGAAGGAAUCAUAAGCGAUUUAUCAAUCCACCUUGCCACUCAAAGUGCUUAGAAUGUUUAUUUAAAAAAGAUUUUAUUUUUUUAUGUAAUCUCUACACCCAGUGUGGGACUUGAACCCUGAGAUCAAGAGUCACAUACUCCACCGACUGAGUCAGCCAGGUGCCCCCAAAGCACUUAGGAUGUUUUAGGAGUUUUGCUAGUGUUUGUUAUUAUGACACUGACAAACUAGGUAAAAAAUAAUUUUAUAACAGAUGUUCAAAUGGGAUUUAUGGCUGUAUUUAUUUUACGUGAGCCCACAGCAACAUCUUUCAGAUUUGGGGGAUGUUCUAAAGGAAAGAAGGAUCUGGUGGGUGAACCUAGUAAAACCCAAGGGAAACUGACUCUAACUCUGUGUAAUGACUUGCCCAACUGAUUGUUUUCUGAUCUCUUUAGCAAAAAAUACUUAAAUAGCAGUCACAUCAAUGACAAAAAAAUAGGAUGGAAAUAUGAAAUGUAGAUAACUUUACACUCAGAGCAAUCAGUGCUGAAAUGAAGGCUUCUAUGAAGAUAAGCAUUCUUAUAUUUUAGUGGUGAGCACACAACCAUGCUCUGUUGAUCUGAUUACAAAAUAAUUCUCGGGUCGCCUGGGUGGUUCAGUCGGUUCAGCGUCUGCCUUUGGCUCAGGUCAUUAUCUCAGGGUCCUGGGAUCGAGCCCCACGUCGGGCUCCCUGCUCCGCGGGAGGCCUGCUUCUCCCUCUCCCUCUGCCUGCUGCUCCCCCUGCUUGUGCUCUCUUUCUCUGUCAAAUAAAGAAAUAAAAUCUUAAAAAAAAUAAUUCUUAAUGAAGAGUGACUCUGUGAUGACUGCUUCUCUUUUGAAGCAAUAUUCUCUAUCAGUUAACACGUACGCGAUUAGAACCACAUAAAACUGUAGUUGAAUCCUCCAGUUAAAUCCCUGCAGAGGUGCCUGUUCUCCAGGAGCUGACAUGUCAGUGCAGCAUGAGACCCCUGCAUGAGGGGCACCAUCCUCACCACCCAUCGAGGCCCUCGUCCAGUCUCUGUCCCUCCUCUUUACUUAUGUAAAGUCUUACGAAUACAGAACAUCUCAAAGAUUAAUGCAGCAAACCCAUGUAUUAACAAAUAUUAACAUUUCAUUUCUAAGCAUUGGUGAUAUACAUGCACACACAUAUUUAAUUAAGCAAAAUGAAAUUGAAUUUAACUGACAAAGCUGAAGUCCCUUUUAAUCUUCUUUCCAGACCCAUUUCCCUUCUCCCUUCACCUGCUCAAAGCAAUUAGUAUAGUGAGUGUUGUGGAUAGCCUUUGAGCCAAGUUUUCUCUUUAUUUUGUAUAUUUACACAUAUAAAUACAUAUAUAUGCAUAUGUCUGUAUAUGUAAUAAAUGGUAUUGCUUACAUUUCGGAAUAGAAACCCCAUUUUUUGGCAUGUGUUUUCCUCAUUACAAUAAAAACCCUAAGGAGGUAUCCACAGGGUCUCUUCACCUCUUUAUCCCUGGUGUGUAACCUCAUUUGUAUCCUGUGUAAAUACUCAACAAAAGUUGUUGAACUGAAUAAUAUCUGCCAGUAUAUUACGAAAUAUUAUGAAGUGGUAUUAAUUGGUGUUUUUACUAUGGUGGAUGCACACACAUACACAUACACAUACCCACACACGCAUCUAUGCAUGCACUUGGAUCCCCAGAAGAGUUCAAAUAGCAUUUCUCUGGCCAUGGAGCUCCUUCUUCUAUAGGGGGCUUCCGUAUCUCUUCAGUGUGCUCCCCCCUUCGCAUGCCUAUCUACUUUUCCCCUCCCCUGUCCUGCUCUGGCCCCCUCUGGCCAUCCGAGCCCAUCCCCUGAGGCCCUUGGGAGUCUGCCAAGACUGCCUCCGACCACCGUUGCUACCAAAGGCACCGUGGCAAUGCCAUCCAGCAGAUUUCUUUCUGAGCGCCCACUCUCUGGAGCUCUAGAUGUUCAGAAAAGUCAGUGUGUAACCCACCGGAAGAGGGAAACUCCAUCUCCCUACUCCCUUCUGUUGAUUCCUCAGUUAAGCUGCUUUGUGCAGGGUCCCCUUCCAGCUGUACAGGAUGCCCGGGAGGGGUCUCUCUUCCUGCCUCGCUUCUCCAGAAUGCCGGUUCUUUCUUGCAAAAACAGUCACGAAGUCAGAGCAGACCAAUGCUCUUAGCUCCAUCCUGGCAGGGUGCCAGGGUUUCAGACUCUACAAACAAAACUUUCUUCUGCUCAAACCUAUGCUCUCUUGUCAGACACUGCUGACGCCGUGCUCCAUGCACAGCCUGUUAGCACUCACCUCUCUUCCCAAAUAACCACUUACUACAAACCCCUGCAUUUCUCUCAGGUGGCUGCAGGGACAGGUAGAGCUCGUGCACAGGGCAAGCAGAAGUGCCUGACUUAAUGUCCCUGGAAAGAGCGUUCAAAAGGAAAGAAGGAAGGAUCACUUGAGGUAUGCUCUGUACUCUCCCCCAGCCCCCAGGGGGAGCCACCCUUAAUGCUCAUGGUGAAGCUGGCUUGAUUCCCUCCCCACCACCCCACCAAUGUCUCCAGAGAUCACCUCCCAAAUAAACUACCUGCCCUCAAAUGCUUGUCUUAGAUCUGCUUCUCAUAGUUUAGUUAAAAUGCAUUCUUAUCUAUUCAGUGGUCAAAAAGAACCGUUGACACAAAAAUCAGCAUGGGGGAUCUUAAACGUGUAUUGCUAAGUGAAAGGAGUUAAUCCAAGAAGGCUAUAUAUAAUAGGAUCCCAUUUAUAUGACAUUCUGGAAAAGGCAAGACUAUAGAGACAAAGCAGUGGCUGCCAGGAAUUUGCAGGAGGGUGGGAGUUGACUAGGUGAAGCACAGGACAUUUUUUUAGAGCUGUGAAACUAUUCUGUAUGGUACUGUAGGGAUGAAUAAUAAUACUACCCUUUUGUCAAACCUAUAGGACUCCAUGGCACAGAGUGAAACUUAAUGUAUGCAAACUUGAAAAAAAAUGACCCAGAGGGCAGGGGAUCCCAGAAUGGAAUGCAGAAUGUGACAAAUGAAUAUACCUAUUACAAAUGUAUGGUAUAAUUUCACUAAGUGGCGUGGCGGGGGGCGGGGGGGGGGAACAGAGAGGCUGACCUAAAUAACUUUGGAAAUGACUAGAAAUGAUAAGCCUAAAGACAAAAAGAACUGUACAUAAGCAUUGGGCUCUAGGUGUUGAAGUCGUUAACCAUGGAGGGACAGGUUAAUUAUUCUGAAACCAUUCUACACAUAUAUUGGGAUUGAAUAAACUAGUAAAUGAAUGGCAGCCAGUGGGAACCAAAUUGCUUUUGGAAUAGAAGGUUAUAGACAAGCUUGGGGGAAAUGCUACAAUGAACCACGUGUUAAUGAAUUAAAGUCAAGGACUGAAUUAAAGUCAACUCUCAUAUUUAGCUUAAUAUGGAUACUGACAUAGAAAUAACUAUACAUGUGUGUGUAGGCACAGGUUAGCUACAUCUAUAUGUAGUUCCUAGUUAUGCUCACUUAGUCUAAAGGCAAAGCCACCCAGUAUCAAUGAGCACACCUGGCUCAGAUCUUGUUUUUCUAAAUACCAUUUUCCAAUAAAAGGAAGCAGGGCUCAUUACAGAAAUGGGUGAUUCUAGGGAUAUGGCAGUGAAUCUACAGACUGAGCCUGGAGCAUCUUGUAGUGCCCAAAAGUAAGGAAGUGCUCAACAGACAAAACCACAGGUGUGUAUACAACAAAAGGACACAGGAACCAUCUGAGAGUUCUCAAUGGCCAAAGCUGGAACAAUUUGAGCAACAAAUAAAUUUCAUAGUACUGGAUUAUAAUCCAAGGCAUAAAAUAUUUCCAAUAUUUCCAGGGGCACCUGGGUGGCUCAGUGGGUUAAGCAUCCGACUCUUGAUUUUGGCUCAGGUCAAGAUCUCAGGGCCGUGAGGUCGAGCCCUGUGGCAGGCUCUGCAGUGGGUGUGUAGCCUGCUUAAAAUUCUCCCCACCCCCUGCCCCCUCUCAAAAAAAUAAAAUAAAAAAUAAAAUAAAAUAAAUGUCCAUGAGUCCACACUAAUGUAAAUAAAUGAUUGAAUAAAUAAAUGUAUGGAGGAUGGGAGAGACAGAUCUCUCAAACAGAAAAAUUCCCAAUAGUUUAUGUAGAUACUCCUCCCUCAAGGAGAUGGGGCAUAAUCCCCACCCCUUGAGUAUGGGCUUUACACAGUGACUUCCUUCCAAAGAGUACAUUAAGGAAAGUGGAGAGAGAGUAAUUUUAUAGCAGAGGAACCUGACAAUCACUACCUUGCCAGGCGAUCAAGGUCAAUAUCAUCAGUGAUAAGUCAUGCUGAUAACACUUUGAAAUAUUAUCCCUUGAUAUGCUUAAUUAAUAAUAAAGUGAUUAAAAUGGUACUUUACCAGGGCCCCUGGGUGGCUCAGUUGGUUAAGCGGCUGCCUUCGGCUCAGGUCAUGAUCCCAGGGUCCCGGGAUCAAGCCCCACAUCGGGCUCCCUGCUCGGCAGAGAGCCUGCUUCUCCCUCUCCCUCUGUCUGCCGCUCUGCCUAUUUAUGCUCUCUCUCUCUGUUAAAUAAAUAAAAAUCUUUUAAAAAAAUAAAAUGGUAUUUUACCUCUGUGGUCUUCCUCCCCCAAACACAUAACCCUGGUCUGAGAAAAACACCAGACAAACCCCCAAUUGAGGGACAUUGUCCAAAAUACCUGACCAGUACUCCCCCAAAUCGUCCAAGGUCAUGAAAAAAAAGAAAGUCUGAGAAACUGUCAUAGUCCAGAGGAGCCCAAGGAGACAUGACAACUAAAUGCAAUGUGGGAUCCUGGAACAGAGAAAAAGACACAGGGGAAAGUCAAUGAAAUCUGAAUCAAGUAUAGCCUUUAGUUAAAAUAACAUAUCAGUAUUUGUUUUUAGUUGUGACAAAGGUAAUGUAAGAUGUUAAUAAGGGAAACUUGAUGUGGGGUAUAUGAGAACUCUCUGCACGACCUUUGAAUGUUUCUUGUAGAUAUAAAUCUAUUCUAAAAUUAAAAAUUUACAUAAAACUGCAUUUUCAUGCUGCAACACCGUCUUCCCUCCUAGAAUAAAAAUUAGAAGGUAUACAAGAGGUAAAGACGCAGAGAACUGGGACAUCUGGGUGGUUCAGUCGGUUGAGCGUCUGCCUUUUGCUCAGGUCAUGAUCCCAGGGUCCUGGGAUCAAGCCCCACAUAGGGUUCCCUCCUCAGUGGGGAGCCUGCUUCUCCUCUUCCUUCCUGUUCAUGCUCUGUUGCUGUCUCUGUCACUAUCUCUGUCUGUCUGUCUCUCUCAAAUAAAUAAAAUCUUUGAAAAAAAAAAAAGACACAGAGAACCCUCUCCUGCUUCAGUUUUUACUGUGAUUAGUAAAGAGAACUUGUGAUUAAUAGAGAGAUUCUUUUACUUCCAAAUCUCACAUUGGAAAUAUGAUUUCUAGCAGAGUUCUUACAAAAUAACACAAAAUGUCCUAUUUUGUAUCUUAGACUGUUGUAGUGUUGAUUCAUACUAAAUUUCCCCACUUCCUGUCACCUGUCCAUUAUGAUAAAUAACCAAAAAAGUCUGAAUCUUUAUAGGGAAAAUGUUUUUAUUAGUCUAGAGUAAAUCGGUGGUUACUUUGAUACAUGCAGUAUAUAAAAAAAUUAAGGCUCUGGGGCACUUGGGUGGCUCAGUUGGUUAGGUGUCUAACUCUUGAUUUCAGCUCAGGUCAUGGUCUUAGGGUUGUGAGAUUGAGCCCUGCAUCAGGCUCCGCUGGGUGUGGAGCCUGCUUAAGACUCUCUCCUUUUCCCUUUGCACUUCACUACACUCUCUAAAAAAAAAAAAAAAAAAAAAAAAAAAAAGGAAGGAAGAAAGAAAA
Molecule: messenger RNA, 9113 nt
Organism: Mirounga angustirostris (Northern elephant seal)
Lineage: Eukaryota; Metazoa; Chordata; Mammalia; Carnivora; Phocidae
Gene: RAB31
Product: RAB31, member RAS oncogene family
Exons: 7
Coding region: 327-824 (165 amino acids)
Biological process (GO): vesicle-mediated transport
Molecular function (GO): GTPase activity; GTP binding
Source: RefSeq, a predicted model, not a curated record